UUCUUGUAAGAAGAAGAGGAAUCAGCAGCACCGAUUUGGCCAAGUGGAAUAAAGCGCAAUUGGCCGUGAUUUAACCGACAAUAUAAACUUCUCUGCAACUCCUUGGAAAACAAUAAAUUAAGGAUCGAAUCAUGGCCCUUCGCUUGACCCAGAGAUUGCUGCAGACGCAGACGCCGUUCCUCACCCGUGGCUACCCCCUGCUGGUGACCAAGGAGAAGACUGAGGAUGUGGCCCAUACCAAAUCGGCGCUGCAGAAGAAAGUGACGGGCACCGAUAUUCCUUCGGCUCAGUAUGGAGGUCGUCAUGCAGUCACCAUGCUUCCAGGUGGCGGAAUCGGUCCUGAACUUAUGGGCUACGUGCGCGAGAUCUUCCGGUACUGCGGUGCUCCCAUCGAUUUCGAGGUAAUUGACAUCGACCCCUCCACCGAAGGCAACGAUGAUCUGGACUACGCCAUCACCUCGAUUAAGAGGAACGGUGUCGCUCUGAAGGGCAACAUUGAGACGAAGUCGCAAAGCUUAAACGAAGUCUCCCGCAACGUGGCUAUCCGCAACGAACUGGAUUUGUACGUGAACGUUGUGCACUGCAAGUCCUAUCCGGGAAUUCCAGCCCGCCAUCAUGACAUCGAUGUAGUACUUAUCCGCCAGAAUACUGAUGGCGAGUAUGCUAUGUUGGAACACGAAUCUGUGCCCGGAAUUGUCGAGAGCAUGAAGGUGGUUACCGUAGAGAACGCCGAACGCGUAGCCCGCUAUGCCUUUGAGUUCGCCCGCCAAAACAACCGCAAGAAGGUUACUACCAUCCACAAGGCGAACAUCAUGAAGCUGUCCGACGGCCUCUUCCUGGAGGUUGCCAACCGCGUGCACAAGGAUUAUCCCGAGCUGGAGCACAACAACAUGAUCAUCGACAACACUUGUAUGCAGUCCGUUUCCAAUCCGCACCAGUUCGAUGUCAUGAACAUGACCAACCUGUACGGCACUAUUGUCUCCAAUGUUCUUUGCGGACUUAUGGGAGGAGCUGGCCUCAUUUCCGGCAGGAACUACGGUGAUCAUUAUGCCAUCUUCGAGCCGGGUACCCGCAACACAGGAACCGCCAUUGCCGGUAAGAACAUUGCCAACCCGGUGGCCAUGAUCAAUGCCAGUAUCGACAUGCUGAACCACUUGGGCCACAAGGAGCACGCCAACGUCAUCCAGGAGGCCACCUACCAGACCAUCGUCAACGAUGCCAUUCGCACGCCAGAUAUUGGCGGCACCCACUCCAGUACCGAUGUGGUUGAAAACAUACUCAAGAUCUUGAGUGCCAAGCGCGUGAAUUGGCCACAUGGAAACUAUUUUAGCCAAUUUUAGGCACUAUCGCAAUACAGAAACUCAACCAACAGCUAACAAACUCCGCAAAAUAAACCAAAUCGAAACAAGUCUAAUACCAAACCAAUCAAAAUUAUAUUAACCCACAACUAAGCCAAUUCGAGACAUCUUGUAUCCCAAGCCAAUGCAUUCAGCGCUAAUGUGAUGCCCAGAAAAAAUCGGUAUAAUCGAGGUCAAAUUAUUCCGCUGCUUUACCCAAUCAAAAUAAAUGUCCAUUGUGUGUUUAUUUGAUGUCCAAGUGUGAUAGUUCAGAUUUUCUUGCCGGCCCUAUCCAAUGUUUCUGCACUCUGACUCUUUUCUAACCCCUUACUGAGAGCAAUACUUUUCUUUUAACUUUCAUAUCUUAAGGCAAAAGCUCAUGUACAACCAGAAUAACACACUUUGCACUCUUCAAAUGCCGAGCAAGUCUCCAAAAAUAGUCAAUCAAAACGAUAUUAAUUUGUAAUUAAACGUUUUCCAAAUGAAUGGUAAUAUCGAAAAGUUAAUUCAAACAAAAUGUAUUAUUCUGUUCGAAUAUUUAUUAGUAAAGAAGAAAGUAAAAAAGACACUGUA
Messenger RNA from Drosophila ficusphila, 1910 nucleotides. RefSeq names its product isocitrate dehydrogenase [NAD] subunit gamma, mitochondrial (gene Idh3g). The record is from RefSeq and is a predicted model, not a curated record. Bases 132 to 1340 code for a protein of 402 amino acids. The transcript has 7 exons. Gene Ontology annotation, cellular component: mitochondrion. Lineage: Eukaryota; Metazoa; Arthropoda; Insecta; Diptera; Drosophilidae. Gene Ontology annotation, biological process: isocitrate metabolic process; tricarboxylic acid cycle.